UUUAUCUACACUAAUUUUUGUUUAUAAUAAACGCUAAGUACAAAAAAUAUAUCAAUAGUUAAUUAAUAAUGUUUCAUAAAUAAAAAAACAGCCAGUGCAAUAAAUUGUUGGAGAUGAAUUUAAUUAAAAUCUGUAUUUUAUAGAAUAGAAUAAAUAAAAGUACAAAGAAAAACUCUAGGAUACUCAAUGACGACGGUUGUUUACCCGGGAAAAAUAUCACCGAGAUGCCGAUGUUACAUGCUCAGAAUAUUUACUUAGGGUUCAUAAGUAUUUUAUUGUUAUGUAAUGGUAUCAUUGAAGCAAGCGAUGGAUUGGAAACUGACAGCAUUAAUCCCGUGGAAUGUCAAUUGGGACGGGCGUUGAGAAAGCAGGUUAAGCCUACGCCACUUGGUGGCAUGUGUCUCAAGGACAUUGUCAUACGUUUAUCAAAAACUCUGCGUUCAAUUGGUAACGAUGAACUAGGACUCGUACAAUUCCAACGUAUGCUUGACCAACUUGAUUUUAUCCAAGUACCUGACGAACCAGAUUCCUCAUUGAAGACACUUGUCAAUGACAUCGACAGCCAGCUGGAAAAAUUUCUUGACAUUUUAGAACGUAGUCUGGAUAUUGUUGCUCCAGUUAUUAAAAUAAAUACUUAUGAUCAUUCUUAUCUGGAUCAUAGUCAGGAGCUUCAGGUACAGAGACUAAAAUCUGGAGAUUUUUGCAAACAAAUUGAAGAUGCAUUGGCAUUCAAUUUAAAAGACAGUGGAUGGAAACAUUUACGAGUUAUUCCAAUAAAACGACCGGGUAAAAUAUGCGGACAGGCAGGACCUGUUCGUAACAUCGGUUCUUUAUUUCUUUCCCAGUGUGAUAAACCAAGAAAUGUUAUUGUCUUGUUAGAAAAUGGAAUGUUUAUGUCAGAAGAAGAUAUUGCACUUGCCCGCGCAACCGCCAGGACAAUUGUCGAUAUGCUGUCAGAUGGAGAUUUAAUAACAGUAAUUGGAUUGGCUGAUAAAUCCUCAAUCUACUGUACUGAUACUCUUGUUAAAGCAACUGACGUUAAUAAGUAUCAAUUGAUACGUCGUAUUGAUUCAAUAGUAAGACUGGACGCCAAUGAAUCAUCUUCAGUUGAUUUUAAAUUUAUAACUAAAAGCUUACAUGAUGAUAUUGUUAUUGUCCAUAUCACAAAUACAUUUAAAGACUUAUCUAAUGUUAAAAAUAUUGUUAAUAUUAUUGCAUCGAACAAAUUAAAAGUUUAUUUUCGUACUGCACUGAUAGUAUCUGAUUUAAAACCGAGUGUUAAUGUUGAAGAGACGUUUAUCAAUGAAAGUACAGCAACUUUACCAACCAACAAUCCACUUGGUUACGACAUCGCAAGACUGUUUGCUAAUUUGCAAUGUCCGAUAAUAAAUAGAAAAUAUUUUUAUCUGUCAGAUAUAUUUUUACAACCGUAUGGUAAAACACUAGGGGUAUCAAUAGUCCGUGCUACUGAUGAUGUACUUAUAUCACUGGAUGUUAAGUUACGCGAAUUUGUUGAAAAAAUCACGUACUUUAAUGCUGGUUUUAAUAACAAUGCUGUGCUAUUUGAUAAAAAAGGCUUAGUGUGGAUGCACAAAAAUUUUCCAAGAAUAGAAACGUUAUCUGAGCAGCCGAUAAAAGUUUAUUUUCAUGACAUUGAAAAUAUUGAAAAAGAUUUCGUUGUUGAAAUGAUUGAAACACCUGCAGGAGUCAGGGAGUUGACGAAUAAAUUGAACGAAACGAUAACUGUCAGAUGGAAGCAUUUGAAGUACUUGGAUUUAAUUGUUUGUAUUAUAACUGAUUAUAAAAAUAAUGUCCGCAGGUCGGUUGCUAAAUUCCCCCCACCACUGCCAGACAAUAUACUGCAUCAUCGGCUUGAUUUGGUGUCACAAACUCUAGCUGACAGCGUCGAGUUAUGUCUGGACAGACGGAGCAUCGUGAGUCCAAGAAGCGCAGUCAUGUAUCUGUCGCCCUGGUGUUUGAAUUCAUGGCGAGAAGACUUGGCCUCGUUGAUGAACCUUCAGAGUUACAUGGCUUACAUCAAGGACGCGACGAGACUGCUGAGAAAUCCAGGACUUGGUCCGUUUGUAAGACGGGACGCAGCGAUGCUGGCGCAGAUAAUUGAUCAUUGGAAAGAACGUCAUGACAAGAGUCCGUCAAAAAUGUUUAUAUUGAGAAGAUACGUGGCUGCUGUAGAGAGUGGAGUUGCUGAAGUUUAUCCAGGAUUGGCGAUGGACUCGAGUCUGGAUCCAAGACGACGUGCUUGGUAUGGCAAAGCCAUUGAUCAUCCUGGUAAAAUAAUAUUGACUAGUUCGUACUUAGAUGGUGGAGGUGCUGGUUAUGUUGUAAGUUUAAGUCAGACUAUUUACGAGGGACGACGAUCUACAAUUCAUACUCAACAAGAUCCAGUGGUUGCUGUUGCAUCAAUGGAUUUUACAUUAGGUUUCGUCGUGAGAUUAAUUCGAGACAUGCUGCCAUUUUGCAAUGAAUCUAUGAUUAAAUGUUUCUUGAUGGACGACAAAGGAUACCUGGUCUUUCAUCCGUCACUUUUGGAACCAGCUGGUAAAUUAGAGCAGCAGCAUUUGACUCACAAAGAACUUUUAGUAGCAAAUGAUAUUUUAAAUCAUGAAUUUUUUGUAAAGAAAAAAAUUUGUGCUAAUUUUUUGGAUGGUACUAUCGAGAGAUAUUAUCAAUUCAAUACAUCUCUAGAAGAAGUUCUGACGAAUAUUAUUCACGGGGAGCAUUGUGUCAAGUAUCAAUUAGCUGCGGUACCGGAUACCAACCUCUUCUUUGGAGUAGUCAAUGAAACUUGCACUUUACCAGCGUUCUGUCCGUGCAAUACCAUGGCUCGGUCUUGCCUUAAUUGCAAACGAAUGGAGCAAACUGAAUGUGAAUGUCCCUGUGAAUGCUCUCUAUACUCUUCAGGUUGUGAACCCACGAAUAUCAGCAAUAUUGAGCCUUGUAGGCCGCCUUACGAGCAGGGAAUAGUACCAACUACUCGCUGGGAUCGAGUGACUGUUCCAGAACAACUAAAUCUUCAGCAGUGUCCGUCGUCAGAUUGCAAAGCAUACGGAACAGAGUCAGAAUGUCUGGGUAUUGUUGGCUGCCAAUGGUGUUCAGUUGACAUCGACGGCGAGACAACUUUAGUCCAUCCAUUUUGCUCAGAUAUUAACUUAUGUUUCAAAGGAGUUUUAGGAGCGAUACUCCCGUACGCAGACGGUACUUACAAUUCUCAAUCAACUGGAGACAGUAUUGGGAAAGAAUGGCCAUCAGUUGGACCAGUUGCUGGUGGAAUUCUUGCAAUAGUUCUUAUAUUUGGCGUCGUACUUUUCUGCUACCGUCUUCACAGUGUUCAGUCUGGUUUGGAGCAUCAGUGUCUUCAUCUACACGGAUCACCUGACACUCUCCGGAUGACUCACUUGGAUGUCGGCUUGGGCGGAAGUACUGACGGCGAUCCUGUUGAACUUGAUCGGUCAAAAAAUCACUUAGAUUCUCUGUUACAUGAAAGCACACCGCCGAUUUCACCGUAUCGUGUUUCUACAAAUUAUCGGCGACCUCCAGGAGGGGACAGCGAUCAUGGCUACAGCACAAUGACACCACACGAUGAUACAGAGCAGCAAUCAUUUGCAGAACCUCUUUUACUUAUCAAUGCAACCAUGGAACCUGAAGAUGACCGUCCUGUUAUUCGUCCACCCUCACCUACAACUCGACUCGAAUCACCGCAUCGUGUUUUGGUGCCGGUUACCGUCCAUCGAAAUAUGGAAACUAAUUAUUGUUAAUUGUUGCUUUUAUGCCGCUUUAUUGCCACUAGUGUACUAUUUUUUUUAACUGCUUAUUUUUAGUACUUUUAUUUUUAAAAAAAUGUUGACUGGAGUCCAGAGUAGGGUUUAUGACAUUUAUAUUAUUUUUAAUUACUUAUUAAAAGUUUUUACUGCAAUAGUAAACUUUGAAGACUUACAAAAAAUAAUAAAUUUUAAAAAUAAACACCAACUCUGGGCUCUUUUGAAAAUAAUCAUUGAUACCAGUGUGUAUAUACCAGUUUUUUUUUAUACUCCAUUUUUUUAUGGAUUUUACGGGACUUACUAUCGUGCCAAUGAUGAAUUGAUGAUAUUUUAUAUAUUACUUAUAUAAAAAUACUUAUUAAAUUUUUGAAACGUACAGACUGAUUUUAAAAUUGCCACAUAUUUUUGUAGAUUAACAUAUGUAGAUACUAAAUAACACAAUACAUUUUUUAUAACAAUAUUUUAUUAAUAUGUAAUUAAUU
This is a messenger RNA of Microplitis mediator, 4261 nucleotides long. RefSeq names its product VWFA and cache domain-containing protein 1. The coding region runs from base 225 to 3776 and encodes 1183 amino acids. Gene Ontology annotation, molecular function: voltage-gated calcium channel activity. Gene Ontology annotation, cellular component: voltage-gated calcium channel complex. Lineage: Eukaryota; Metazoa; Arthropoda; Insecta; Hymenoptera; Braconidae. The transcript has 2 exons. The record is from RefSeq and is a predicted model, not a curated record.